UUGGAUGCAAAACCGUAUGAAAAUUUUGAAGUGUCAAAAAAAGAAUGUAUUGAUCAUGUACAAAAACGAAUGGGCACUCGGUUGAGAAAUUUGAGAAAAAAAACAAAAAAUCUUGGAGGAAAAGGAAAAUUAACUAUGAAAUUAAUUGAUCAGUUAACAAUUUAUUAUGGCUUGGCCAUUCGACGGAAUUCAAACUCGUUGGAAAAUAUGAGAAAUGAAAUCUGGGCGACAUUAUUUCAUAAAAUGUCAACUGACGAAAAUCCACAGCACGAAAAAUGCUCAGAGUCUUGGUGCGAAUGGAAGAAGGCGCAAGCAACGGGUUCCUUAGACUCCUUUCAUCAUAAGCCGGCACUAUCGAACGAAGUUUUUGAAGCCAUCAGACCAAUCUACGAGGAUUUGAGCCGUGACGAGUUGCUGAAUCGUUGCUUGGGAGGCUAUACGCAGAACAGCAACGAAAGUUUUAAUUCUACAGUCUGGCACUUGGCUCCUAAAAAUUAUUCAAGCGGAAAGAAAAUAUUACAAAUAGCAAGUGACAUUGCUGUUUGUAAUUUUAAUGAUGGACUGAUAAACGUUUUAAGAAUAAUGAAAGUGAUGGACAUGAACAUUGGACCACAAUCCUACAACUUUUGCUUAGAAACGGACGCUGCUCGAAUACAACGCGCGGACCGCUCUUUGACGGACGCAGCGAAAGAGGCUCGCUCCAGCAUAAAAGCGUCCAGGAAAGAAAACGAGGAGGAGUUAAGCAACCUGGAAGGUCAGCUUUACGGUGCUGGAAUAGCAGAUUAAAGAUUAAUUUUUGCUACACUUCUACUGCGUGCCGCGAAGCCCCU
Odontomachus brunneus is the source of this 830-nucleotide messenger RNA. RefSeq lists its product as uncharacterized. NCBI's taxonomy places the organism in Eukaryota, Metazoa, Arthropoda, Insecta, Hymenoptera, Formicidae. The record is from RefSeq and is a predicted model, not a curated record. Bases 70 to 786 code for a protein of 238 amino acids. The transcript has 2 exons.